Molecule: messenger RNA, 829 nt
Organism: Manis pentadactyla (Chinese pangolin)
Lineage: Eukaryota; Metazoa; Chordata; Mammalia; Pholidota; Manidae
Gene: CCL20
Product: C-C motif chemokine ligand 20
Exons: 4
Coding region: 78-368 (96 amino acids)
Biological process (GO): positive regulation of GTPase activity; chemokine-mediated signaling pathway; cellular response to tumor necrosis factor
Cellular component (GO): extracellular region
Molecular function (GO): CCR chemokine receptor binding; chemokine activity
Source: RefSeq, a predicted model, not a curated record
ACAGGCUGCUAUCAGAACAUAGCAGCACUCACAGGGCUGAGCAUCCAGUGCCAAGCAGAGCUAGCCUCGGAGCUGAAAUGCUGUGCAGUACCAAGAGUUUGCUGCUAGCUGCUUUGGUGUCAGUCCUGCUACUGCACCUUUGCAGCAGGUCAGAAGCAAGCAACUUCGACUGCUGCCUCCGAUAUACAGAACAUGUCCUUCAUCCCAAGUUUAUCAUGGGCUUCACCCAGCAGCUGGCCAAUGAAGCUUGUGACAUCAAUGCGAUCAUCUUUUACACCAAGAAAAGACUGGCUGUGUGUGCAGAUCCAAAGAAGAUCUGGGUGAAGAAAGCUGUGCAUAUCCUCAGCCAAAGAGUCAAGAAGAUGUAAUAACAAUGUUGUCUGGAAUGGAAUUGGACACAGCCCAGGAAUAAAAGGAACUUCACUGAAGCUGUUGGCUUCACUUGCACAUCACGGAGGAUUCAGCACUUUUCUGAUUUGUGCCUCAUGGGGCUUGUCCAAUUAAUUAAGUUGAUUCAUAUUGCAUCAUAGUUUGCUUUGUUAAGCAUCACUUUAGAGUCAAGCUCUAUUUUAUGUUAAGUUAUUUAUAUAUGUCAUUUUUUUGUGUUUUUCUAUUUAAAACAUAUUUCCCAUAAGGUAUGUGGUUUAGUAUAAGGUAUAAAAUUAUGUUUGGAGGAAUGUGAUUCUAUGGACUUUCUUGUAAGCAGCAAGCUAUGUUUAAAACUAUGUAACAGUCUUCCGUUUACAUGAUUUUCAUUCCUAAAUUGUUAUAAUUAAUCUGUAAAAGAGAAAUAUAAGAAUAAAUAUAGAAAAUAAACAACUAAAAUUUU